AUGAUUCUCAAAAAGAAAUCAUUAGGAAGUCGUAUUUUGAUUUGUAAAAUAAUCCUACUCACACUUUACACCAUUCUAAUUGUUCAUACACACUUCAAAUAUUUCCGUUCAAAAGAGAUUGUUUAUAAUUACACACGUGAGAUAUUGAUAAUUGGAGAUACGCAACAAAGCGAAAGUAUUGAAACUUGCCGUACAGUUUGCGAAAAUAUUCAGAGUGUUCCCAGACAUAGAAUAGAUGAGUUCAAGCAAAGUGGAGCGGUAACAGUGAAUGCAAAUUUAACGAAUGCUGAAAUCAUGAUAAAUGACACCUUCUCACCACAUCUAAUCGGUGGUUCAUGGAUGUUUAAAGAGGAGAACAAUAAUUCAGAAUCAAAUUGUAGUCAUGUCCCGAAAUCCGGUGUGGCGAUUAUCUUUGUCUGCAAAAACAGAUGGAAGCAACUGAAUAUCACACUGUCCACACUAAUUCCAAUCCUUCAGAAGCAGCGUCUAUGUUAUCGAAUAUUUGUUGUUGAACAGGAGGAUGAUGGCCUUUUGAACAAGGCUAUGCUUCUGAACAUUGGAUUUGUAGAAGCAAAGAAACGUUUCGACUUCGCCUGUGCGGUAUUCCAUGACGCUGACUUAGCACCAUUGGAUGAUAGAAUUCCAUACGGAUGUGAUAAGCAGACAAUGAAGACAGUUGUACAUUUAAGUGUUGGUGUAAGUUCAUGGAAUUAUAAACUUCCCUACAAAACACUGAUUGGAGGUGUCUUGAAAAUCUCAACUCAACAUUUCUUAGCAGUUAACGGUUAUUCAAAUAGUUAUUGGGGAUGGGGUGCAGAGGAUGAUGAUUUAGAGAGACGUUUAAAUGCUGCACAUAUAGAAUACAUUCACAUAAAUGAAAGUAUUGCGCGGUAUCUGGCUUUACCACAUCCUAUACAAACUCGUUCCCAAUCCAAACUGCGCUAUAGUCUGUUGUACAAAGCAUCUGAACGUAUGCAUACAGAUGGUUUAAACAGUUUAAAAUAUAACAUUACUAUAAUUUCUGAACAAAGAUACUACACUUAUUUCCUAAUCUCAGUUCAUCAACCGUCUUAACUCUUUACCUUCAUUACCUCCCUAAAUAAGUUAAUCUACCAAACUAGAUAUUCACCACUUAUUUUUUACCUGUUGCAUGACAUUUUAGUGGCUUAUAUUACCUGAUAAAUAUAUGUGAACACUGAUAAAAUACACCCAGAUUUACCUAAACAGACUCGCUUAAACAUAGAAAGGAAAUUGAAUCAGACAGAAAUUAUAAUGUGAUCCAUCUGCACGAUUCAGCAAUGUCUCAUCAGAUCAUAUCAUUCACUCUGAAGUCCUUCCCUCCAUUCAAAUAACUCAAAUUGAACACCGACUAUCAUGGAGUAGCCUUCUGAAGGAUAAAUCAUCCAAUGCAUUUAUUGGCUGUGAACAGAACAUGUAUGUAAUUGACUUCUCCUUGAUGAUAACCGUCUCAAAUCUUAUCUUCCCUGUACAUCCAUGAUACUUAUAGUCUUAUUGUUAUUACAAGAAUGAUAUUUACAGGUUUUCUAAUUGCCAUUGCUUAUGACUUGACAAUUAUUGAUAAUUUCAUAUUCAUCUGUUAUGCUUCACUUGUCUGAGUUAUCAGCUAAAACUUCUC
Messenger RNA from Trichobilharzia szidati, 1636 nucleotides. The record is from the annotation of a GenBank genome assembly. NCBI's taxonomy places the organism in Eukaryota, Metazoa, Platyhelminthes, Trematoda, Strigeidida, Schistosomatidae.